Messenger RNA from Bombina bombina (fire-bellied toad), 3043 nucleotides. RefSeq names its product olfactomedin like 2A (gene OLFML2A). Lineage: Eukaryota; Metazoa; Chordata; Amphibia; Anura; Bombinatoridae. Gene Ontology annotation, biological process: signal transduction. The coding region runs from base 13 to 1986 and encodes 657 amino acids. The record is from RefSeq and is a predicted model, not a curated record. The transcript has 8 exons.
GAGACACUUUCUAUGAGAGCAGGGAUCCUCUCACACCAUCACUGGCCAGUGCCUUUCAGUACAAUCAGCAUGCAGGGCUGGAACGUGGUGCUACUUGCUGUGCUCUGUGCAGGCUGUGUGACCAGCAUCAAGAUGCUUGGAGACGUAGACCAGGUGAGGAUGACUUCAGAGGGAUCUGACUGCCGCUGUAAAUGCUUUAUGAGACCAUUAAGCAAAGAGGCGUGUGCCCGCAUCAAAGAUGGAAACAUGCGGGUGGAGGAUUACUACACUGUGGAGACAGUUAGCUCUGGAUCAGACUGCAAGUGUUCAUGCACGGCACCUCCAACCUCCCUCAACCCCUGCGAGAAUGAGUGGAAGAUGGAGAAACUUAAGAAGCAGGCACCAGAAUUACUCAAGCUACAGUCUAUGGUUGACCUUCUGGAGGGGACGCUGUACAGCCUGGAUCUCAUGAAGGUGCACUCGUACAUCAACAAAGUCGUUUCACAGAUGAACAACCUAGAAGAGACCAUCAAGACAAACUUGAGCCGAGAAAACGACUUCAUGAAAGAAAGUGUCAUGAACCUGUCCAAUCAGAUGAAGAAAUACGAUAAUUAUUCGGACAUCAUGCUAAGUAUUAAGAAAGAAAUAUCCAACCUGGGGUACCAGCUGUUACAGAAGGAUGCGCCGGAGAACAAAGUACAGGACACAACAGGAGUGAAAACCAAAGACGUCACCAGGUCGUCCAGCAGUAAAAGGAAUGCGGGAGACAAGCCCUUGACCAAAGCCGCAAAGGAAAAGCAAUCGAAAGCUGAGAAACCCAAAAAGGAAACUAGCAAGUCCAAAGCAGCGGUACCACAACCGUCUCCGAGACCGAGAGUCCCUGCGCAGCAGCCGGUUGUCAUACGAGGGGUCACAUACUAUAAGGCUGGCCGAGGGGAUGACACAGAGAUUGUCACCAGCCAUCGAGAGACCUCAAUCAAGGGAAACUCACGAGGUGAAAAACAGGAACCAAAAAUAAACGGGGAAAACUCGGAAGCCAAUGUGGUCCAGGAAGGAAGUAUAAUACGGACAGAAAGACCACACCUGCCGACAACCACUCCUCCGACCACCACCGAAACCAAAACCACGACAACCAAACCUACGACCACCACUCCAGAACCCACAAUCACCACACUUCCCUCCACUGGACAGGGAUCUGAAACAGAAAUCCAUAACAAGGUGAGAGAAGGCGAGUGUGAAGGAACCAUCGCCUCUGUGGAAGCUCCAAAGAAACAACACAGCUAUGGACGUAAUGAGGGAGCUUGGAUGAAAGAUCCUAUAGCCAAGGAUGACAGAAUUUAUGUCACUAAUUACUACUAUGGGAACAACCUGGUUGAAUUCAGGAAUCUGGACAACUUCAAGCAAGGGCGCUGGAGUAAUCUCUAUAAAGUUCCAUACAACUGGAUUGGUACAGGUCAUGUGGUAUACCAAGGAGCAUUCUAUUACAACAGAGCUUUCACCAAAAACAUUAUCAAGUAUGACCUGAAGCAGAGAUUUGUAGCUGCCUGGACCCUCCUGCAUGAUGUGGUCUAUGAAGAUACCACCCCAUGGAAAUGGAGAGGUCAUUCUGAUAUUGACUUUGCUGUUGAUGAGAGUGGCCUCUGGGUCAUCUACCCAUCUGUGGACUAUGAUUACUCUCAACAAGAAGUCAUAGUUAUUAGCAAACUGGACCCCAAUGAUCUGUCAGUCAAGAAAGAGACCACAUGGAAAACAGGCCUCAAGCGCAACUCGUAUGGUAACUGCUUCAUCAUUUGUGGAAUCCUUUAUGCUGUGGAUGUUUAUAACCAGAAAGAAGGGCAGAUUUCAUACGCAUAUGACACACACACAGACACAGAAGCUGAUCCAAAGUUGCCCUUCAUCAAUGAAUAUGCCUUCACAACUCAAAUUGACUACAACCCUAAAGAAAAGGUACUCUAUGCCUGGGACAAUGGACACCAGUUGACUUACAAAGUGAACUUUGUCAUCUGAUUUAAUUGUUGGCUUUUUAGGGUCAAUCAUAGAGAAGAAAGCACUUUCAGACAUUGGUUUUAAACGUGUUGCUUGGAAGCAACUAAGCAAUUAGCAUCUGGCUUUCAGGCGGUGUAAAAGUUCUUGCCAUUAAAGGUUUAAAUGGUUUUACUAACAGGCCGUGUGACUAAUCUCUUGUGAAACAAGAAAACUUUAUUGUAAAAGAGAUAAUGGCCAUUGACAGGAAUGUCUUCUUAUAAAUAAAAGAGUCUCUUUCUUAUUGUCGGCCUCAUGACAUUUGAUCUUUUUCAACUUAACCACAAUGGCGUGCAGUCCUAUUCAUUCAUGGCUAAUAAUAAACAACAAUAAUGGCCACCCAAAACCAACAUAAGGGAAACCUGUGUGAAAUUCCAUAUCAUGACGUCUUUAUACAUUUUAUAGAAAACUUGUAAAUCAGUAAACUCUAUGUUGACUUGUCAUUGGAGGAGAAAAACAGAAACGCUCAAUCUGUUAUCACAUGGCAAAACAUUCUCACCAAUUAAAGUAUCUAAGGAUGAACCAUUGUUUCCAUACAAGCAUACGCAGUGUAAAUAUUCCACCAAUAUUCGGAAGUGCAACCGACUGAUCUGGUCCAUUGUCUUAGUACGGAAAUAAAUUAAGACUAUAACUGACAACUGCUAUUUGGUUUUCAGCCUGGGGGAGAAGUUAUUUCUGUUGUAUUUCAGCAAAAUAUUGUGUUAGCGAUAUUUUUCUCCAACCUACAGUGUUGAUUAUAACAAUCACUUCCCAAAACUGCUUUUAUGUGUAAAUACUGAAAUUAUUUGCAUUUAGAUCUCGAGCAGGAAAUCCAUUUCCUAUGUAGUUGAUAAACAGAUGCGGCUCCAUUCUUGCAAUGUUUAAAGCCAUUGUGUUGUUUGAUGGAAAAAAAAAUACUUGUAUAUAAAUAUGGUCCUGUGUAAAAGAUGUAUCUAUCGAGAAAAGGAUGUAUAAAAUAACUUUUAUUUAAAUGUAAAACAGUUUAUACAUUUGUACAAAUAUUGUUAAAAAAAAAAAAAAAACAUUAAAACUUUAACUUUCA